Impatiens glandulifera is the source of this 938-nucleotide messenger RNA. RefSeq lists its product as uncharacterized. The coding region runs from base 33 to 938 and encodes 301 amino acids. NCBI's taxonomy places the organism in Eukaryota, Viridiplantae, Streptophyta, Magnoliopsida, Ericales, Balsaminaceae. The record is from RefSeq and is a predicted model, not a curated record. The transcript is spliced from 5 exons. Gene Ontology annotation, biological process: protein transport.
AGAGAAGAAGAAAUAAACAAGGAAAAGGAAACAUGGGCAAGAAACUAGAUGCACUGCUUGGAAAGAUUCAUCACAGACAUUCCAAAAUGAAGACUCUAGCUAAACUUGCUGCUUGCAGACUAGUCAUGAUCAAGAACCAACGCCAAAUUCGUUCUUCUUAUGCUCGUUCUGAUGUUGCCCAGCUCCUCUGCCUCGGCCACCAAGAACGCGCCCUUCUUCGAGUGGAACAUUUGAUUGAAGAACAAAAUAAGUUGGAUGCUUUUGUCAUUUUAGAUGAUUAUUUCCAUGUCCUUCAAGAAAAAGCUAGCCUGGUUGAUAAAAGCAGGGAAUGUCCAGAAGAGUUAAAGGAAGCAAUGUCAAGUUUAAUAUACGCAGCUUCAAGAUGCAGCGAAUUCCCUGAGUUGCAAGAGAUUCGAAACAUUCUCACUUCUAAAUUCGGAAAUGAAUUCGCUGUUCAUUCCAUUGAGUUAAGAAAAGACAGCAGAGUAAAUCCUAAGAUAAUACAGAAGCUAUCGAUCAAACAAACUAGUCGAGAUAUCAAACUGCAGGUUCUAAGGGAGAUUGCCUUAGACAAAGGCAUUGAUAUACUAAGUGAGGGGACUCCAGAUUUAUUGGAUUCUAUCAAUGGAAAGAAAUAUACUGAUUUUGCUACAGAUACUCAGGAAACCAUUGAAUUGGAACCAACAGAUGAACAUUCAAACAAUAGUUAUGAUGAAAUAAGUUCAGAUAAUUUGAGAUCAUAUAAAUCAGAAGUUGAAGAAACAGAUGAUGAGAGUAAAAGUAAUGUUGAAUUGGGACAAGAAGAAGUAUUUGGUGAUGAUGUAGGACAAAUAAUACUGCAGUCAAAUGAAGAACUUGUCUUUAAUAGAAGUGAAGAUGAAGAAGAUGGGAAAAAUGUGGAUGGCAUGAAACUUUUGGAGUAUAACCAAUUGGAUUGA